This is a messenger RNA of Brassica napus (rape), 2464 nucleotides long. RefSeq lists its product as uncharacterized. The coding region runs from base 589 to 2262 and encodes 557 amino acids. NCBI's taxonomy places the organism in Eukaryota, Viridiplantae, Streptophyta, Magnoliopsida, Brassicales, Brassicaceae. The record is from RefSeq and is a predicted model, not a curated record. The transcript has a single exon.
UUUACACCAAUGAAAUUUAAUCAAUUCAAAUAUUCUCAAUUAAUGUUCUUCAAAAGUAUAAAAAAGUACCUUAACAAUAUAGAAAAUCUAUCUUUGUGGAACAAAAAAAAAAUCUAAAACAUCUUACUUUCUUACUUUCGGAAACGGAGAUAGUACAAAAUUAAAGUUAUAAGUUUUCAAAUGCUUCUCAAGUACUAUUCUAUGACCUCAUAAUAUAAAGCUAUACAGAAGUCAACUCCGUUCAACCACAGACGUGGCCAUAAUGUGUACCUAGCAGCCUAUCCUAGUCUUUCUAUACAUGGAUCUGCUAUUUUUAUUUAAAAUUGACUAUUAGUAUAAAUUAUCAGCGAAAUCGAAGUCUAAGUUUUGUUCAUUUGAUUGAUGAGAUUCAAACGUUAGGUAUGUGUUGCCUUUCAUCGAAAUAACAUCAACUUUUCCUUUUUAUUGACCAUGUGAUUUAGAUUACGACAUUAUAAUUGUUGAUUAAAGACCCUUUAAUCCCAUUGACUUCAGCAAGUCGCGCGCACACCUCUUUUCUCCAGACAAAAAGAGCAGAAGCAACAGGAGAAGGAGAGAGACACAAAAGAGAUGAGUUCACACUCCUCCAUACAAGAAGCUUGCUUUAAUGUCUGCUGCUCAUCACCAUUCUCAUCUCACUCCAUGACUCAGAAACAAGAAGAAGAAGAGCUCGAGUUCUCAGUAAUCGCACCCGGAGGUUCGUUUCUAACAAGAGACAUCAAAUUCACUAGCCAAGAAUCUCUCCCUCCUCUCCGCACAUCUUUCUACGACCUCAUCACAGCUUUUCCUGAUUACUUGCAGACGAAUCAAGCCGAUCAUAUCCGAUCUACAGAGUACCAAAACCUCUCGUGCUCCUCUCGCCACGUGUUGUUAUCCCACACAAGCCAGCAACAGCCCUUGUUCUCAUACUCACAGUUCCGGCAACUCUCUGGUUUGAAUAACUCUCUCUUUACCUUGUCUUGCACGCAAGCGAGCUCCGGUGAAGAAAUGUUAUCACUCGCGAGAGAAGAGUCUCAGUUUCAGACGAGGAUGAGGAAGAGAAUCAUGAGUUUUAUGAAUCUUGAAGAAUCUGAAUAUGACAUGAUCCUAACUCAAGACCGCUCCUCUGCUUUCAAGACCGUAGCGGAGCUCUACUGUUUCAGAAAGAACCCGAAUCUCCUCACUGUCUACAACUACGAAGACGAAGCAGUGGAAGGCAUGAUCAGAAUCUCGGAGAAGAAGGGUGUCAAGCCCAAAUCAGCCGAGUUCUCGUGGCCGAGCACUGAGGUAGUCUCUGAGAAGCUGAAGAGGACGAUCUUGAGGAGUAAGAGAAGAAGAGACAAAAGAGGACUCUUUGUGUUUCCACUUCAGUCUCUCGUAACAGGAGCUUCGUAUUCUUACUCGUGGAUGAGUUUAGCUCAAGAGAACCAAUGGCAUGUGUUGCUUGAUACCUCUGCUUUGGGUUCUAAAGACAUGGAUACUUUAGGUCUUUCUCUGUUCCGACCAGAUUUUUUGAUAUGUUCUUUUACAGAGUUUUUAGGGCAUGAUGAUGAUCUUACUGGUUUCGGUUGCUUGUUCGUCAAGAAAUCUAGCUCUCAAGCUUUGUCAGAAGCAUCAGAAGGCAUCACUGAUCCUGCAAAUCUCACGGUAGUAAAAGCAGAGCCAAAUUGGAUAACAAAAAAUGACGAAAGUACCCUUGAGGACCACAACAAGGCGUCAACGUCUGCCAUUGAAAUCGAAGAAGAAAACGACAAAGCAAUAAUUAAGUUUCGAGGUUUGGAUCACGCAGACUCUCUCGGUCUGAUACUGAUCACUCGAAGGUUAAAGUCUUUGAUUUUAUGGUUGGUCCGAGCGCUGACGUGUCUGAAACAUCCAGGCUCUCAUCAAACAGAGACGCCUCUGGUGAAAAUCUGCGGACCGAGGAAGAGACCGGACCGAGGAGCGUCGGUUUCGUUCAACGUUUUCGAUUGGCAGGGAGAGAAAGUCGAUCCUUUGAUGGUGGAGAGGCUGGCGGAGAGGGAGAAGGUCGGUUUGCGAUGCGCGUAUUUGCAGAAGAUUGGUAGCGUGGGAAACAAGAAACGAAGAGAUGGACAGAGUAUGAGUUUGAGAGUGUCAGUGGUGAGUGUUAGGUUAGGGUUUAUGACGAACUUUGAUGAUGUUUUUAGGGUUUGGGGGUUUGUGUCGAGGUUCUUGGAUGCGGAUUUUGUUGAGAAAGAGAAGUGGAGAAAGAAAGCUCUUGAGACAAAAAAAAAAAAAAACAAAUGACAGGCGUAAUAGUUUGAGAGCCUUUUGAUCUAAAUCCGAAUCGUUCAGUUCCACAUUUGGUUGAACAUUUUGAGUUUGGGUUGGUUUGGUUCGAUUAGGCAUUCAAUUUUCUUUCCUUUGUUUUAUUUUGGUACAUAUUUCAACAUAUUUUAACCCUGUUAUGAAAUAACUUAUAAUUUAUAGUAUCGAAAAAUUUAAAUAA